Molecule: messenger RNA, 1329 nt
Organism: Phymastichus coffea
Lineage: Eukaryota; Metazoa; Arthropoda; Insecta; Hymenoptera; Eulophidae
Product: cathepsin O-like
Exons: 6
Coding region: 166-1230 (354 amino acids)
Cellular component (GO): lysosome
Molecular function (GO): cysteine-type endopeptidase activity
Source: RefSeq, a predicted model, not a curated record
GGUCGGAUCAAAGCUUUUUUCUUCUCUCUCUCUUUCUCACUCUCGCUGUAAUGCAUAAGACGUUUGAAUGUACUCUUAAGGUGAUUUCAGCCAAUCCACUUCAGAGUGAAAAAUACCAAAGUAGGAAUCAGUAAUAGUUAUGGACAAUAUGAUUAGAUCUUCGUGAUGGAGUGGAAAACGAUUUUGUUGACUAUAGGCAUAUUGAGUUUAUUGUUUUUGGCGAUUCCAAUCAGAUACGAGCCGGACACGGAAGUUCAGGAUGCAAAGUUGUUUGAAGCUUACGUCGCCGAUUAUAAUAAAUCAUACAAAUCAAAUCCGGAAGAAUAUGAAAGAAGAUAUCAACGUUUUAAACAAUCUCUUAGAAGGAUUGAAACUUUGAACAAACUGAGAAGCUCAGAACACAGUGCACGCUAUGGGUUGACCAAUUUCUCAGACAUGACAGAGGAAGAAUUCCUUGCAUUGCACCUCCGUCCAGAUCUUUCCACAAGAAGUGAACGUCACCACAAGUGCAAUUAUCAUCAUAUUCAUUCACAUGAUCGAUCAAAAAGAGCACCAGUAGUAUUACCAAGUAAAUUUGACUGGAGAACAAAAGGAGUUGUUACUGCAGUUAAAAGCCAAGGCACUUGUGGGGCUUGUUGGGCAUUUAGUGCAGUAGAAACUGCUGAAACUAUGUUUGCCAUAUCUAAUAAGACACUUCGUGCUUUUAGUGUUCAAGAGAUGAUUGAUUGUGCCAAAAACAGUAAUUUUGGUUGCGAAGGAGGAGAUAUUUGUAGUUUACUAGAGUGGCUUGUUUUAUCAAAAACAAAACUACUACCCGAAGUAGAAUAUCCUCUAACUAGAAAAACUGAUGUUUGCAAAUUGACAAAGAUAUCGCCAAAGUCUCAAGAAGGCAUUCGUGUAUCAGACUUUACAUGUGAUAAUUUCGUUAGCGCGGAGGAUGCGUUAGUAAAACAGCUAGCAACGAAGGGUCCAGUGGCGGCAGCCGUAAAUGCGCUUUCGUGGCAAAAUUAUUUGGGCGGAGUGAUCCAGUUCCAUUGCGAUGGCUCGUUUACGAGUCUCAAUCACGCAGUACAAAUUGUUGGAUACGACAAAACUGCCGCAACGCCUUAUUACAUCGUUAGAAAUUCUUGGGGACCAUCGUUUGGUGACAAAGGCUAUUUGUAUAUUGCCAUUGGGAAUAAUCUUUGUGGAAUAGCGAAUCAAGUUUCUUCGCUCGACGUCGUGUAUUAGUUUAGAUUGAAAACUAUUUUUAAAAACAAUGAAAUUUAUAAACAGCAGCGAAAUUGUGAUAUUUGACAUUUAUACGCCGUUUACAGGGCUAUUUGAAAU